AUGAAUCUGUCGAUUCUGUUAGCUCUAGUUACUACUACGACAGCUCUCUCGCCUCGCUGCUUUGAGUACUGUAGGUGGAAGUUUUCCAGACAAUUAUCCCUGCCCUGGGACCCGCAAUGUAAUUAUUGCGCAGAAGAAUAUGAAAUUGCACCUAUGUUUAAGGCGACGUCUGUAUUAACGCUUCGAGAAAAUCGUAUUUAUUAUGAGCCAUCUGAGUUAUAUCCCAUUAAAAGUAUAACAUAUUUCGAACAGCCCUUUUAUUUUAUAAAUCCGACUGUGAAAGUGAAAGCAAAGUUUACAAGAGAAAAAAAGACCAUAAAACAUGUGAGGAAUGACGAAAUACUGUUGGAGGAAUUAAAUACAGGGAAACAUGAGUAUUUAGACGUUAUUGUAGGUGAAAAAUCGAUCGACGGAAAAUCUAGCGGCCAAACUAGCCAUAGCUCUGAAUACUUGCAUCAAAUGGAAAAAACCUUAUCUCAUUGCGUAGAUCUCCAUAUUCUUUCAUUGUCUAGAAAACACAAUAACGUAAGUACAUUAUUAAAGUUGUGGAGAGCAAACAAAUUUCAAAUGCUUAAUGAUUUGUCAAAUAGUGACUUAAUAAAGGCUAUAGAAAAUAAAUGCAGAGAACCUGAAAAAUAUAUUACAAGCAGUUUAGGUGAAAUCAUAAAUAAGUGGCCCAAAAGACCAAAAAGACCUGUCACUAGUACAAGUAAUUAUGGUAAUGGUGAUUUAUAUUUAUUAAAAAGUACUAAAUCACAAACAAUGUCUGAAAAUGUAUAUAGUGAUUUUAAUACAGUUGAAACUAUUGCAGCGAGUACCAAAAACAAAACUAGGAAUCACCCAAAUAUCAAGGUAAUGCACCGCCGAGUACCUGCAGAGACUGUUGAAGCCCGCAAAUUAGAAAAUGUUGAAGAUCAUGUUUCAAAUAGUUAUUUGGGAAAGGCUUUAUCUGCCAGAUCUGCUGAUGAAACACAUAACACACCAGUUAAAUCUGAUUUCUUACUUCCUCUACCUUUUUCUACGGUUACGGAUGGUUUCAAUAUAACGCAAAUUAAUGAAAUUGUCAUUAAUAAAAGUGAAGAUAAGGAUUUAAUAAACAGUACGAACGUCAGUUCAACUGAGAAACAAAUAUUUGAUAUUGCUAAGAAAGCUUCAGUUAACUUAGGAUCUUGGGAGGAGAGCAAAGGUUACACUUCCCAUUCUAAUAAAAACGAUAAAUUUACUAGAGAACAAAAUUCUUUAGAAACUUUUAGGGAUGAUUUAAAACACCAAGGCUUCCGUAAUACUUCACUAAACAUCGUAGCCUCGUAUUUACUUAGUAAAAAACACUCCACUUCUAACCAAAAUGAUCUAAGUACCGUGUCUCAUAACAAUAAUUCUGAAAACAUAAUUAAUAACACAAUUUUAGGAAAUGUGAAAAAUCCUACGUUUCUAUCGAAAUCUCAUUAUGAAGAUAAGGAUAAAAAUAUUAUAAUUACAUAUGCAAAGAUUUACAAAAAAAUAUUCAAUGAAAGUGAGAUCCCACUCCAAAAAAUAAUAACACGUGAAUUUGCAAAUAACACAGUUGUAAGUGUUACCAACGGCAAUGAAGAUGUACGAAAUAAUGAUUUUCUAUACAGCAGUAACGAGGAUAUCACUCCCCCAUCAAUUUCAAGCUUAGAAACUGAAGGAGAGUCAAAUCAUACCAAUGAUAACCUCACUGAAGCAUUGGUAAAAAAUAUCAAAAAAUCGCAAAAUGAGUCGAAAGCAAACACCGAACUAGUAAUAAGGGGACGUUUAUAUUUUAUUUUAGGGCAAGAACACAUUCCCGCUAGAUUUGUGCAAAAAUCAGAUGGUGAAUUACAUGUAGGUAUUGAUGGCCAAACGAUAUGCAUGAAAUUAAACAAGGAAGAGGAUAAAAAAUUUAAAAUAUUGGCAGCACUUUGUAACCCAAGCUCAUGA
Molecule: messenger RNA, 1941 nt
Organism: Parnassius apollo (apollo)
Lineage: Eukaryota; Metazoa; Arthropoda; Insecta; Lepidoptera; Papilionidae
Source: the annotation of a GenBank genome assembly